UCAGUCCCAUCCCGCCGCCGCCAGCAUCUCCCACCUCGGGAUCCCUCCAGAUCCACCCUCUCUCCCUCGAUUUCCCGAUCGGGCCAACCACCUCCUUCCCUCGAUCCACCCAAUCCCGCAACCGAGGCCCGAGCUCCUCUCGCUCGAUCCCUCCUCGAGCAUCUGCCUCUGCCCGAGCUGCUACCGCAGCUCCCCAUCACCCUCGACCCCGCCUCGUCGGCCGGUCGACAACGGCGACCGGAUCAACGCCGGAGAUGAGUGCCCUGACAGCCCCGCUCGUUUUCCCCUCCUGCUUCUCUACCUCUCUGUCUCACGAUCUUCCCCUCCCUCUCUCUGUUUUCGCUCACAGGAGACCGCCAUGGUGCCGCUGUAGUUCUUCUGCAGUUGGAUGCAGCAGCGCUGCAUCGAGCGCACGCCCGCGCCGCCGCUGCCGUGUCUGCCACCCUCCGCCUCCAGCCGUCCCCGACGCCAUGCGCCUCGUCCGCCUUGCCGGGUUCUUCGCCAGUCCCUCGUCCCGCUCGUCUCCGACACCAGCGCCGUCCGCCCCGGCAACCUCGACGUCGAGCUCCAGUUGGAACUGCUUCGCGCGCCCCUGUACCCGCGAGCGUCUGAGGCUGCGCCCUCCUCCUCGUCCAGCCCCUCCCCGUCGCCUGCAUCUCCUCCGGCAACGCCGCCGUGCCCGCACGCCUAUGGCAAAGCUCCGGGAGCUCCGAUGCCCUGGAGAUCCGCGCCCCCGCCGGACCUCCUUCCUCCGCAUCCGGCCACGCCGGCGGCAAGCCCUGCCUCCGCUGCCUCACCAAGUUUCGCCGCCUGAACCUCCCUGCAUCGCCAUGGCCGCCGGCCUCUGUUUUCCCCGCUCUUCGGUUUCGUUCCGGAGUUGUGAGGAUUCGUUCGACUACAUCCGUUUGUCUUCUUCAUGGACUCGCUCUUCUUCCUAGCGGGAUCUCAGGCAAGAUGACCAUGCCCUCGAAAGCACUUCUAUCUUUGCUUGCUAGUUGUUCGCUUUAUCGCUAUGUUGCACUACCUACCACUUUUUAUAUCAUGCCUCCCAUAUUGCCAUGUCAAGCCUCUAACGCACCUUUCCUAGCAAACCGUUGUUUGGCUAUGUUA
Aegilops tauschii subsp. strangulata is the source of this 1110-nucleotide messenger RNA. Lineage: Eukaryota; Viridiplantae; Streptophyta; Magnoliopsida; Poales; Poaceae. The record is from RefSeq and is a predicted model, not a curated record.